GAGGAAAACGGAAGCUUCGUUGUAGCUAUCUCCUCUGCUCCAAAGGCACUACUCGUACUCAUCCUCUCCCUGCCCGUCCAGCUCAGCGCCGCGCGUCCAACUCUUCCUCCUCCUCCGCACUGCCGCCGCCGCCGUUCUCCACGCCGCCGAGAGGUACGAGGAACCUGCCCUACACCCUACGCACUCGCGUCCGCGACCCGCCUCGUCACCUUGAACUUCUUCGCAAGCCGUGCCGUGAGGAAGAAUGGAUAGGCUCGACGGUUCUGCGCGUCUUAUGAUCGUUUCGGAUCUUGAUCAGACGAUGGUUGAUCAUUGUGACCCAGAGAACUCGGCCUUGCUUCGGUUCGAGGCGCUCUGGGAGUCCGAGUACUCCCAAGAUUCUCUGCUGGUGUUCUCGACCGGAAGAUCGCCUGUCAGCUACAGGGGAAUCAGGAAAGAGAAGCCUUUGCUCACACCGGACAUCACUAUCAUGUCUGUGGGCACUGUGAUAGCAUAUGGUGAGGAGAUGACUCCCGAUUCUGAAUGGGAGGAAUUUCUGGAUAACAAAUGGGACAGGAAUGUUGUUGCUAUGGAGACUGCUAAGUACCCUCAGCUGAAGCCACAGCCAGAGAGGAAUCAGGGUCCCCAUAAGGUCAGUUUUUUUGUCGACACGCAGGGUGCUCAGGAAGUGAUUAAUUCUCUCCCUCAGAAAUUGGAGCAGUUUGGGCUAGAUGUGAAGAUAAUCUAUAGUAGCGGGGAGGCCCUGGAUGUAUUACCACGAGGUGCCGGGAAAGGGCAAGCUCUUGUAUAUUUGCUCGAGAAGUUCAAUUCUUGUGGGAAGCCACCAAACAAUGUUCUUGUGUGUGGUGACUCUGGCAAUGAUGCAGAUUUAUUUAGUGUUCCAUCUGCCCAUGGUGUCAUGGUUAGCAAUGCCCAAGAGGAGCUCCUUCAGUGGUAUGAAGAGAAAGGCAAGGAUAAUUCUAAGAUGAUUCAUGCAACAGAAAGAUGUGCUUCCGGUAUCAUUCAAGCUAUUGGGCACUUCAAACUAGGACCUAAUAUUUCUGCAAGAGAUCUUGAAUUCCCGUAUCCAAAGGUAGACACCAUCAAGCCUGCAGAUGUAGUGGUGAAGUUCUAUGUUCUCUACGAGAAGUGGCGGAGGGGUGAGGUCCAAAAGUCUCCAUCAGUUAUGCAGUACUUAAAAAACAUUACUCACCAAAAUGGUACACUGAUUCAUCCUUGUGGAAGGGAACGGUCAAUUCAUGCAUCCAUUGAUGUACUGAGUUCAUGCUAUGGUGACAAACAACGAAAGAAGUUCCGAGCAUGGGUGGACCGACUUGUUACAUCACCAAUUGGCACAAGUAACUGGUUGGUGAGGUUUGUCAAGUGGGAAACGGAAGGUGAUGUGCGAUAUUGCUGCCGCACAACUCUUCUGCUGAAUAUGAAGCCUGAGGCUCCAGAGGGCUUGGAAUUGACACACAUCCACACGACCUGGCUUGAGGGCUACUCAGCAACAAAUGAGCAAACCUUCAUCUUAUAGAUCCUCUGAAGAGUCAAGAUAGAAUAAAUAAUGUACGGCGUGUAAAGUGAUCUCUCGGUUGUUUCGUACUGUUGUAACUGCGGUGAUUCUCCCAGAGAUAUGGAUUGAUGCUCAUGUUGAUUCCAUGCACAAAGAAGAAAUGUUCAAUGAUUUGGUGUCAUGAACUUAAUGAGACCCAUAAAGUACGUGACUGAUCUCACUGCACUAGAACAUUGUAAAUAAACUUCAGUUCUCGAUGGACCUGAUGCUCUGAGCUGCUGCAGGUAAAGAUAUUAACCUGUUUCUGCC
Molecule: messenger RNA, 1804 nt
Organism: Brachypodium distachyon (stiff brome)
Lineage: Eukaryota; Viridiplantae; Streptophyta; Magnoliopsida; Poales; Poaceae
Product: probable sucrose-phosphatase 3
Exons: 9
Coding region: 245-1516 (423 amino acids)
Biological process (GO): sucrose biosynthetic process
Molecular function (GO): magnesium ion binding; sucrose-phosphate phosphatase activity
Source: RefSeq, a predicted model, not a curated record